Molecule: messenger RNA, 1208 nt
Organism: Vitrella brassicaformis
Lineage: Eukaryota; Vitrellaceae
Source: the annotation of a GenBank genome assembly
GUGCAGCUCACUGGGUGAGGUCAACAACGCUGCUGCUGCUGGCGGUGUUGGUGUUGGUGUUGGUGGGCGUGUUGUUCGGGUAGAUGUGCGACAGCAACAAACGGGCACGGCAGAACGGACACUUGCGGUUGCGUGUCGACGAAAACACUGCACAAUCCUCACACAGCUUGCUCUGGCAGCACGUGGGGGUGAUGAACGCCGUCUGAGGCUUGGGAUUAGUGCAGAUGACACACUCGACCAACUCGGGCUGGUGGUUGGUGCCGUCCGUCAGCUGGUUGUUGGUGCCGUGGUUGGUGCCGUUCGUGAGGUAGUUGUUGGUGCCGUUCGUCAACAUGGUGCCGGUGUCAGCGUCCUCCAUCGCCACAUUGUCUGAUAAGCCACAAGCCAUUGUGUGUGCGUGUGUGUGUGUGUGGUGUGUGCGUCCGUGUCGUCAUACUCACCAUCCAGUUCGUGUUCUCGAACUUCUUGCUCGUACGGGUUGAUGUCACACACACGCUCCUCAUAGUUGUUGCACCACUGCACGUACUGAAACUGAAACAGAACACAUGCAUGAUAGAUAAAUGAAUGCGAAAGUGCUGGUUGACUUACCGAUUUGCCGGUGUUAAACGCACACUCGAAGCAGACGUAGUUGUUCAUCUGCCCGUACAGCGAGUGGAUGCGUGUCAGAUACUCCUUGGUGAUGUCGUUCACACCACUCGGAACAUAGAACUCAAACGCCUGAACACACACAAAGCACACAGAUGAAACCACAGGUGUACGCAUAAGCAGACGCUUUGUGUCCCACCGUGUGGUCUCGGUGCUGACUGCAAAACACCCCUCCACACAGCUUGCACCAACGCACGUAGCCCGCUGGCACCUUCUCGUUGCACCCGUACGCCCCGCACGUGCGUGGCUUCUUCUUGCCCGUGAAGAUGUCGAUGUCUUGCUCGGGAGGAGCGUUGAAUUGCCCCUGGAUGGUCUCCAACGCCCGUGCGAGGUUGUUGCUCAACACCUCAUUUUUGAACGUCUUGAAGUCGAGGGUCUUGGUGCGGUCGAGGUCACCCCGAAGCUCUUUGAGCGGGUUGAACGUCAGCGUGAGGUCGGGGCGGGUGGGCAGGCGGGCAGUCAGGCCAAAGGAAGCCCAAUCGUACCACGACUUGUGUGUGACGCGUGCGGCGGGUGCGGCGGCUGCGUCGACGGGUGCGUUGGCGAUGGGCAACAUGCUGGUG